CUCAUCAGCCCGGUGACUUACGAUGACCACAAACGGGAAGAAGUCUAUGAUAGCCAUGGAGCCAAAUGACAAGAUCCGUUUCGUUGGCGACCUUACACAAGAGAUCAAAACGCAUUUGAAGAUUACUAACAAAAGUGAUAUGAAGCAAGCAUUCAAAAUCAAAUGUACACGCAACGAUCUAUUCAAGAUAAGACCUGCUACUGGUAUUUUGGAUUACAACCAGACUUCAAAUAUCACUCUGACAUAUAAGCCAAAUGGAGAGAUUCCUGAGAACGACAAGCAUCAUUUUGGUGUCUAUCAUAUUCCUGCCCCUGAGGGGUGUACAUGUGAGGGAGCUUGGAGCGAACAUUAUGGCCCUCCACAAGGAGAGUUUCGCCUAAAGGUUCAAUUUGAAGAAGCCAAAUGAAAGGCCAAACUGAUGAGAGCGAAUUUGAAGACGUCAUCUUUACGUGACCACAC
Cylicocyclus nassatus is the source of this 459-nucleotide messenger RNA. Lineage: Eukaryota; Metazoa; Nematoda; Chromadorea; Rhabditida; Strongylidae. The record is from the annotation of a GenBank genome assembly.